UUUCAAUUACAGUUCUGAUGCCCUCAAUGUUCAAAUGCUAAAUAACCAAAUCCGUCAGCUCUUAAAACCGGUUUUUUUCGCCGGAAUUUUUCAUCAGCUGACGCCAUUGAAAGUUCAGGCUUCCACAGGCCGCUGCCAUCUUAGUCAUGGAUCGGCUGGCCGCGGGAAGUGCUCAACCAGCUUUUCUCCGGUAAGAGAAUUUGAUCCUCUCAGUCAUCCUUCAGCAAAUGCAGGAAAAGGGGGAGGAGGAAGAUCUAAAGGACAAGGACAAUUUCUUUAACCAAGGAAGUCCUCAGGACGGAAAGAUGGAGGUUGAAAGCUCUCAUGAAGAAGGAGAAGACCUGAGUAAUGGAUAUAAAGAAGGAGAAGACCUGGGUAGAGGAUAUAAAGAAGGAGAAGACCUGAGUAGAGGAUAUAAAGAAGGAGAAGACCUGAGUAGAGGAUAUAAAGAAGGAGAAGACCUGAGUAGAGGAUAUAAAGAAGAAGACGACCUGAGUAGAGGAUAUAAAGAAGAAGAAGACCUGAGUAGAGGAUAUAAAGAAGGAGAAGACCUGAGUAGAGGAUAUAAAGAAGGAGAAGACCUGAGUAGAGGAUAUAAAGAAGAAGACGACCUGAGUAGAGGAUAUAAAGAAGAAGAAGACCUGAGUAAAGGAUAUAAAGUAGGAGAAGACCUUAGUAGAGGAUAUAAAGAAGGAGAAGACCUGAGUAGAGGAUAUAAAGAAGGAGAAGACCUGAGUAGAGGAUAUAAAGAAGCCAGACUUCGGAAUAUCCAGGAUAUAAAAACUAAACUGAAUCAACUAUUCCCAGGAAAGACUAGUUUAUCCUUUCCUCCUUCAGCAGAUGCAGGCCGAGGUGUUAGCCCUAGAGGUCGAGGACAAGGACGAGGUGUUCGAUCUAGAGGUCGAGGACAAGGACGGAAAGAUGGAUCUGGAUCAGGAUCUUUAAGAGAUCCUGGACUCAGUGUACGAAGAUCUGGGAGGCAAAGAGUAGAGAUAAACUAUGCUCAGUUUGAAGAUGUCCCGGAUGAAAUUUAUGUUCCUGGUCCAUUACUCAACGAGCAAGAUAAGCCCGGAGAUGAUGAAUAUAAAGAAACUGAUCAUCAAGAUGACCAGGCUUCUGAAAAUUCAGAUUCGGAAUACUCUACCAGGAAGAAAGGAGGACAGAAGAAACGCAAGCAAAGAAUAGGAGAGAAGACCAAGAACAGAGAUAUAAACAAGAAGAAGAAGAUGUUUGGAUCUGUUGUCGCUAACUACGGAUUGAAACGUGCGGAGAGGAAUAGAUUUGUUUAUUGUGAAGAAUGUAAGGACCUGAAACUAGGAGGCUGCUCUACGCAUCAUAAACUAAUUAGUUACCAAGAUUACAAUCUCAAAAUUGAACGAUCAAGUAAAAAGGGAGCAGGUAUGGGACUUUGGAAUGUAGGAAAACCAAUACCAAAGGGUUCCAUUCUUGGACCAUAUCUUGGAAACAAGGUGUCAGUUGAAGAACUUGAGUCUCAGAAGGAAUCCAACACUGAAUCUGGAUAUGCCUGGGAGAUUCAAGACAGUAGUAUGUCAAGAGUAGAAGGUGCAGUGGACCCUGGGACGAACCCUGACCCCACCAACAAUCCUCUGGCGUUUGCCAACUGUGGCAAUACUGUUUUUGAGAUCAAUAUGAUCGGAGUACAGUUUGAAGAUAAAAUCUUCUACAGAACAAUUAAAGAGAUCCCAUCUGCUGUAGAGAUGCUUGUAUUCUACGGCAAGGAUUAUGCCGAACAGCUGAAGAUUGAAUUUGGGGAUCGGUUCAAGUUCAAAGGAGAAGAGAAUUGGAGUAGGGAGGUGCAUCCUUGUACCCACUGCAGUAGUGGAUUUAUAUCCCAGGAAUUAUUAGAUAUACAUCUUAACUCAUGCAGAGAUAAGAAGAUCCAGGAAGCAUCCACUGUGUAUACCUGUGAUACCUGUAAUCACCAAUUCCCUUCAACCCAGUCCUUGAAGCAGCAUGUGAAGUAUAAUCAUGGUGAAUUCUAUUGUCCUGAAUGUGGAGAAGCGUUUAGUUCAGCAAGGAAGCUAAAGUUCCACAAUUCAAAGGUUCAUCUCGGUGAAACAUUCCCCUGUGAAGUGUGUGGGAAAAGUUUUGCUCAGAAAAGUAACCUCACUGCCCAUGUUAGAAACAUCCACCAGGGACACCGGGAUUAUAAAUGUAAUGUUUGUGGUAAGGAAUUCCAAAUUCGUACGAACCUUACAACACAUACCCGUACUGUUCAUGAAUUAGCUAAACCCUACAAAUGCACAGCGUGUGGGAAAAGGUUUGGGCAAUCUAGUAAUCUUAAUAAACAUAUAAAAUCAGUACACGAGGGAAUUAAGUAUCCAUGUACUCAGUGCGAGUUUAAAGCAACCCGAGCAGGCAGUUUAGCCACACAUAUCAAGAAUGUUCAUCUAGGAGAAUAUUCCUUCAACUGCGAGUAUUGUGAUAAAGGUUAUAACCAAAGGAGCCAUCUAUCAUUCCAUGUUAAGAACCAUCACCCUACAGAGUGGUUCCUUGAGCAGGAGGAGUAUGUUAGAAUUCAUCAAGAAGAAUGUAACAAAUGCAAGAAGAGGUUCAAGGAUAAAAACGAACUAAAACUCCACAUUAAGCAUAUCCACAAUCACUCGAUGGUAAUGUAAUUUGAUCCUACAAUCCCGUAAUACUACUCCUACAUAAACUCUGAAUUUAAUCUAAA
Messenger RNA from Eurytemora carolleeae, 2695 nucleotides. Its product is annotated as histone-lysine N-methyltransferase PRDM9. The coding region runs from base 228 to 2639 and encodes 803 amino acids. The record is from RefSeq and is a predicted model, not a curated record. Gene Ontology annotation, cellular component: nucleus. The transcript is spliced from 11 exons. Lineage: Eukaryota; Metazoa; Arthropoda; Copepoda; Calanoida; Temoridae.